Molecule: messenger RNA, 193 nt
Organism: Drosophila simulans
Lineage: Eukaryota; Metazoa; Arthropoda; Insecta; Diptera; Drosophilidae
Exons: 1
Coding region: 71-193 (40 amino acids)
Source: RefSeq, a predicted model, not a curated record
UUAAUCACAACAGUUUCUCGCCCCACAUUUGAGCUUCAGAAGUAACCAAAAAAUUUAAGGAUCAGUAAAGAUGAAGUUCCUCUACGUAUUCCUCGUUAUCGCCUUGGCCAUCCAAUUGGCAGCUUCAGCUACCAAUUCAACACAUACCCACAAGACUAAAGUUAUCGUGACCCGCAGGAAAACCGCAAAUUAA